This is a messenger RNA of Menidia menidia (Atlantic silverside), 309 nucleotides long. Lineage: Eukaryota; Metazoa; Chordata; Actinopteri; Atheriniformes; Atherinopsidae. The record is from the annotation of a GenBank genome assembly.
AUGGUGCAGGCCUCCGGCCCAGUUGAUCGCAAUAUCUGUCUGCUGUUUGUUCAACUUCACAGCACCGGCUGGAGCAAUGAAAAAAAACUUGAUGUAAUCGUCACUGUGAUACUUGGUCAUCUCCUCUCCGCUGGCUUUGUGUGGACGCUGCAACAGAGGGGACAGUUCAGAUCCUCCGACACACAAUCAAAGGCCAUAGUUGAGCAACAGGUUGUGUGUCAUGCGGAUUCGGUGGGGCUUCAUGGGGUGGCCCUGACCAUAGUAAUAAUUUCCAACAUCACCUGGAGAGAGAAUGAAAAAAACAGAGCA